Aethina tumida (small hive beetle) is the source of this 1449-nucleotide messenger RNA. RefSeq names its product medium-chain acyl-CoA ligase ACSF2, mitochondrial-like. Gene Ontology annotation, biological process: fatty acid metabolic process. The transcript is spliced from 9 exons. Bases 1 to 1449 code for a protein of 482 amino acids. The record is from RefSeq and is a predicted model, not a curated record. NCBI's taxonomy places the organism in Eukaryota, Metazoa, Arthropoda, Insecta, Coleoptera, Nitidulidae. Gene Ontology annotation, molecular function: medium-chain fatty acid-CoA ligase activity.
AUGGGUCAACUUCUACAAGAGACUGCUGACAAACACGGCGAAACUCUUGGUCUAAUUUCGGGCCAUCAAAAUAAACGACUUACUUUUACACAACUAUAUGAAGAGUCGGAUAGAUUCGCAGCAGGAUUGAGAAGAAUCGGCUUGAAUUAUGGAGAUAGAGUUGCCAUUUGGGCACCUAAUUGCAUCGAGUGGUACAUUUCGUUUAUGGCUUCUGCUAGAGCUGGAUUAAUAACUGUGGGAGUAAAUCCCGCCUUUCAGGUGAAAGAGAUGGAGUAUUGUAUCGGCAAAAAAAAAUUAAGGGGUUGUUUUAAUUAUGAUGGCAUUAUGGAUUUGUCAAACAAAAAUAUUUUGAGUGAAAUCACAGAUUUCCAAAAUAAGAUUUACAUAAAGGCACCAUUGAAUAUACAAUUUACUUCUGGAACAACAGGACAACCAAAAGCAGCAGUAAUAAAUCACUUUAAUUUAUUAAACAAUGGAUAUUUUGGAGGGAAAAGAAACGAAUUAGACAAAAAACAACACAAAAUAUGUGUUCAAGUACCAUUUUUUCAUGCAAUUGGAACUGCAGUAACUAUUUCAGCGGCUUUAAAUAACGGAACGACUUUAGUACUCCUAACAGAUGGUUACAACCCUGAUAAAUCUUUGGACGCGAUCAAAAAUGAAAAAUGUAGUGUCAUUCACGGAACACCCACAAUGUACGUGGAUUUGGUACAAAGACAAAAGGAACGAAAAGAGGUGAUAAAUCCGGAAAUUGCUGUUUCUGCAGGCGCUUCAUGUUCACCACAUCUUUUUCAACAAAUGCAGCAGUACUUAAACAUUAAAAUAGUUAAGUCUGUGUAUGGUAUGACCAAAACAACUGGAGGUGUUUUUCAGUCCUUGGAAAACGAAGACGAAUAUCAAUCAACCUCAACAGUUGGUUAUAUUCAAGACCACAUGGAAGCGAAAGUGGUGAACGAAAAUGGACGAAUUGUACCAAAGGGAAUUCCUGGGGAGCUACUUGUCAAAAGUUAUAGCAACAUGAUGGGAUAUUGGGGCGAUGACAAAAAGACAAGUGAUGGAUGGCUCCGUACUGGAGAUCAGUUUGUGAUGGAAGAAAACGGUUAUGGAAAAAUUGUGGGACGUCUAAAAGAGAUGAUUAUAAGAGGUGGUGAAAAUAUUUUCCCUAAGGAAAUAGAGGAUUAUCUCAACACUCAUCUAGAAAUUUUAGAAACACAGGUUAUUGGUCUUACUCAUGAAAGACUCGGUGAAGAAGUUUGUGCUUGUAUCAGAGUUAAGGAAAGUUCACAUAUUGAUUUAGCAACAAUACAAAAAUAUUGCAGAGGCAACAUUGCCCAUUUUAAAAUUCCUUCAAAAUUAUUUAUUAUGGAUAGUUUUCCGAGAACUGCAUCUGGUAAAAUUCAAAAAUUCAAAUUAGUUAAACAAAUUUUGUAUAACGUGAAGGGACAAAAAUAA